UAAUUACGCGCCCGGAAUUGGCGGCGUUUUGUAGGGACUUGAGCACCUGAGUGCAUGUUUACAACAGAAAAAAGUGCCCUUAGUGUGGACCGGGGCUGGGGGAGAGCAAGGUGAAUGUGCCGUUUUGAAACCUAAGGACGAGAAACGCUGCCUCGCUGUCCCCAGAGAAGCGCGGUCCGUGGCCCGCGGCGCGGCCGCCCCAGGACCGUCCGGAGGGAACAUGGCGGCGCCCGGCGUCCGGAGCCGCAGCCUCGCGGGCCUGCUCCCCGCUCAGACCUCGCUGGAGUACGCCCUGCUCGACGCCGUCACCCAGGAGGAGAAGAGCAGCCUGGUCUACCAGUAUCUGCAGAAGGUGGACGGCUGGGAGCAGGACCUGUCAGUGCCCGAGUUUCCGGAAGGGUUAGAAUGGCUGAACACGGAGGGUCCUAUUUCUGUUUACAAGGACCUGGGCGGAAAAGUGGUCAUCCUGGAUUUCUUCACCUACUGCUGCAUAAACUGCAUUCACCUACUGCCUGAUCUCCAUGCCUUAGAACACACCUACUCGGAUAAAGAUGGUCUUCUGAUUGUUGGUGUUCACUCGGCUAAGUUUCCAAAUGAAAAAGUCCUGGAUAACAUUAAGAGUGCUGUUCUUCGAUAUGACAUCACCCACCCUGUGGUUAACGAUGCAGAUGCCUGCCUUUGGCAAGAACUGGAGGUGUCCUGCUGGCCAACUGUGGUCAUUCUUGGACCCCGUGGAAACAUGUUGUUUUCGUUGAUUGGAGAGGGACACAAAGAGAAAUUGUUUUUGUAUACUUCAAUAGCUUUAAAGUAUUACAAAGACAGGGGACAGAUCAGAGCUAAUAAAAUUGGAAUAAAACUCUAUAAAGAUUCUUUGCCACCUUCACCAUUGCUGUUUCCUGGCAAAGUAACAGUAGACCAUCUUUCUAAGAGAUUGGUAAUAGCAGACACUGGACAUCAUAGAAUUUUGGUCGUCUCGAAGAAUGGACAAAUUCAGUACAGCAUUGGAGGACCCAAUCCUGGAAGAAAAGAUGGAAUAUUUUCAGAGUCAACUUUUAAUUCACCACAGGGUGUAGCCAUAAUGAACAAUAUCAUAUAUGUGGCAGAUACUGAAAACCACCUUAUAAGAAAGAUUGACCUAGAAACUGAGACGGUGAGCACUGUAGCUGGCAUUGGUAUUCAAGGUACAGAUAAAGAAGGUGGAGCUAAAGGAGAGCAACAGCCCAUUAGUUCCCCAUGGGAUGUAAUUUUGGGAUCAUCAGGUUCAGAGGUCCAAAGAGAUGACAUUCUGUGGAUAGCCAUGGCAGGGACUCAUCAGAUAUGGGCACUCCUACUGGACUGUGGCCGACUACCAAAGAAAAAUGACUUAAAGAAAGGAACCUGCCUUCGGUUUGCUGGAAGUGGAAAUGAAGAAAAUCGAAAUAAUGCAUAUCCUCACAAGGCAGGUUUUGCCCAACCUUCAGGUCUCUCUCUGGCCUCCGAAGAUCCCUGGAGCUGUCUGUUUGUAGCUGAUAGUGAGAGCAGCACUGUGAGAACCGUUUCACUGAAAGACGGAGCAGUGAAGCACCUUGUAGGAGGAGAAAGAGAUCCCAUGAACUUAUUUGCUUUUGGUGAUGUUGAUGGAGUAGGAAUCAGUGCAAAGCUUCAGCACCCCCUUGGAGUAACGUGGGACAAGAAGAGGAAUUUACUUUAUGUGGCAGACUCAUACAAUCACAAGAUUAAAGUUGUGGAUCCAAAAACAAAACAGUGUACAACAUUAGCAGGAACUGGAGAUGCAAGUAAUGUCAGUUCCAGUUUCACCGAGUCGACCUUUAAUGAACCAGGAGGCCUGUGUAUUGGAGAAAAUGGCGAGUUACUAUAUGUAGCAGACACAAAUAAUCAUCAGAUUAAAGUGAUGGAUUUAGAAACAAAAACGAUUUCUGUGCUCCCGGUCUUAGGCUCUGGAAAUGCUGUGGUAGAUGGCCCGUUCCUAGUAGAAAAAGUAGAAAAACAGACAGUACCCAAACUACCGAAAUCAGCUCCAGCCGUUCAACUCCCCCCCGUGGCUGCGUCUCCGGGACAGACUCUGCAGUUCCAGCUGAGAUUAGACCUCCCGUCAGGAACAAAGCUCACUGAAGGGGCACCCAGUUGCUGGUUUCUAACAGCCGAAGGCAAUGAAUGGCUUCUUCAAGGACAGGUGCCAUCUGGCGAAAUAGAGAGCAUCGCCAAUCAACCAACGAUCUCACUGCAGAUUCCUGGGAAUUGCUUGUCACCUGAAGCUGUUCUGUCUGUCAGCGUGUUUCUUUAUUACUGCAGCGCAGACAGCAGUGCCUGUAUGAUGAAGGGAGUUUUGUUCAGUCAGCCUUUACAGAUAAGCGAUGCACAGCAAGGCUGCACAGCUCCAGUAGAGCUCAAGUACGCGUUUUAGCCAGCAAGCUAGCAACCGGUCUCCACAGCCGUCUGUUCUCCAUUCUCACUGUCACUGUCACUUAUGACAAGAAACUUCACUCCUGCCUCUGGAUACCAAGAAACCCACUGCUCAGUUCUAGCAGCUGAUAGUCAAGUACAGCUAUGCUCCUUAUUUAAUUAUUUAUUAUAAGCAAAUUCCUUCGUUCUGGCUGUACCAAAUAAGUCACUGGCGGUUGUCUGAACUAUGUUGUUGUAAUCUAUGCUGCUAUUUGACACAUGACUUAAGUCCACACUUAUAGUAUAGAAUAUUAUCAUGAGAUAAUUUGCAGUGCUUGCUGAUAACAAUGGUAUCAAAUAUUUUAACUAACUUUUUCUAUCUUUGUUAAUAGCGAGCAGCACACUUGAAUGUGUAAUUUCACAAUAACUUUAAAGAGUACCCGAGAUCCAGACCACAUGUUCGUAUAAGGACACCUGACAUUCAGGGCAUAAGGUCUGUUCUAAGCCUCUCCCUCCCCCCAAAAUCUUUCCUCAGAGUAGAAGCUUAGAGGACCUGGGUGGUAAAUGUGUUCUUCGUUCUCUUCUGUGGUUUUCUCAGUUGAAAUACAUUGAAAAGAGCAUUUCUAUUUUUAUUAUGUUACUUGCUCUUCUAACUUACCAUUGUUAAUGCCUUAUAACUCUAUACAGAAAAGUCUCUAAGGACAUACAGACUCACUCCCUUAACCGUGUCCUGAAUGAACAGCCUUACCAGGUAAUGAAUGAGUCCUCAGAAAUAGGACUUUCAAGGAGAAAGGAUUUAGAGUCACAUUCCUGUGAUAUUUUUUAAUGAUAAAGAAUUGUGACAGAUGAAUCAUGGUCUCUGUGUUUUAGAAAUUCACAUUUCAUGUGUAGGCAUUAAAUGCAGAUUUGUUGGGUUCCAGGAUUUUCAGGUCCCAUAUUCAGAAUUUAAGUUAACGAUCAUUUAUUGUGAUAUUUUUUAAAAUUAAUUCUAAGCCUUCAAAGUGAAUUCCAUGUAAUGCACUUUCAUGCUAUUAAUAUGUAUAGUAUAUAUCCUAAUAUGUUACUCUUUAAAAUAUUAAGGUUGAAACAUACAGGGAUUUGAUAACACUUGGGUUUUUUUUUAACCCCAAAAGAUAUGAAAGUUUUUUUUUAAUCAUAAUUUCUCUUUAUAACUAUUUAAAAGCCUAUCCUUAUUUUUACUAAAACUGAUUCAACAGGUUUGUGGUUUAAUCAACUUACAAGUUUUUUUUUAAAUCAGAUGAACCACAUUCAAUAAAUAUUUAUGGACAGUAUCCCUUUCCCCCUUCAAAAACAGUGCUAAAAUUUGAAAUAGAAUCUUUUAAGCACCACCAUCUAUCUAUUUUCUUAUAUUUUUUUGAAAUAUAAUUGAACAUCCUACCUCUCUUUAUUCAGGUUACCUACAUCUCUGCAGUAAUGAAAUGCACAGAUCAGGACUUGGACUUCAUUUGUAACCUGCUAGUGCUAUUUAAAGAGAGGUAGAAAUGUAAAGAAUUCUGUUUAAAAUUAUAUGUAUUUACCUCAUAAACCUUUCCUCAAAAUAAAAAAACAAAGAAGUUAUAUAAUAAAAGGCAAAUAGGCCGUGGCCAUUUUUUAAUACCAUUUGAUUAUGAUACUUCUCAUUGCCAGUUGGAUAGGAUGAGAAUAUUUUUACUUUAUCUUUUCCUAUUUAAGGAUAUAAACAUUUUCACUCUCUAAAAUAAGUUUAUACAAUUUUAACUUGAUAAUCCAGAUAUAUCUGCUAAUAAUUUUUUAACAUUGUACACAAAUUGUAUUGUAUGUAUUUUCAUGUACAUUAAAAACCCAAAAAUAUUUGUUUAGACAGUGUUUUAGGUUAGUAUUUGACUUUCAAAGUACAGUUUUAAUGAACAUUCUUAUUCUUACCCAGCCACCAGCCUGCAUUGUUUUUUCACAUUCCAAAUAUUUAUAUGAUUAGAAUUUUUUGCAAAUCAUACUAAAGCAAUAGAAAUAGCUUCCUAGAAUUUGUGACUAACAUAAACCUCUUACAUAGAGGAAGUAUGAGAAGGUUUAUUUUUAAAAAAUUCUUGAUCCUUGUCUGUUUUCUGUUUACUAUAGGAAUGUGCAUAUUUUUAACUUUUGCUUUUCUCCUGCAUAAAUGAUGAUAACCAAUGUAAGUCACCUUAAUCAUGAUGCCAGGGGAGUGGCAUUACACACACUUUGACAUAAUACCUGGAAUCUUUGCCCUUAACUAUUCUACUGGUUUGGCCACUAUUUAUAGCAUUUCACAAAUGGUAGAAUUUUUUUCUGCAUUUAUACUUUAGAUUGAUAUGAUCCCUGAAAAGAGUUUUGCUAAUCUUGAAUAUGCUGUCUCAAGCAAAUAUUUAACAACUAUUCACAGGGGAAAGUUGAUAGUUUAAUCACCCGUAAGUAUAACUUGGGCAAAUUUCAUUGACUAAAAAAAAAUUCUCUCCUUAACUAUUAUAAUAUAUAUUUAGUUAUAGUAUUGUCAGGUUGGAGAAAACUAUAAAUCUUACAGCUACAAAAGGGGUUUAAUAUGUGUGAAUGAGUGUAUGUAUAUGUAUAUAUGUAUGUGUAUAUAAAUACACACACAGAUACAAAGAUCAACUCAGGAAUUUCUCACAUAAGUUUCUCUUAUGGCCAAUAUAUUUUUGAGCUCUAACACCACUGAAAUAAGAUAUUUUCUGCUUGUUUCUCCAUAGUUAAAAAAUUGGGAAAGAUAUUAAUACUAUUGCUGUAAUAUAAUAAUUGUCUGCUUAUACAAAAGUUACCCUUAGUUUAUAUCUGCCAAUUAAAAAAUGUUCAAUCUAACCACUAUAUUGGCAUCAUAGUUAAGAAUCAUCAUCAAAAAUCAACAAAAUUCUUCCCUGGCUGGUUUGGUUCAGUGGAUAGAGCGUCGGCCUGUGGACUCAAGG
Messenger RNA from Myotis davidii, 5294 nucleotides. It is a transcript of the gene NHLRC2, whose product is annotated as NHL repeat containing 2. The coding region runs from base 221 to 2404 and encodes 727 amino acids. Gene Ontology annotation, molecular function: protein binding. The record is from RefSeq and is a predicted model, not a curated record. NCBI's taxonomy places the organism in Eukaryota, Metazoa, Chordata, Mammalia, Chiroptera, Vespertilionidae. The transcript has 11 exons.